CCCGCGCCAAGGAGUUCGGAGUUCACGUCAGGUAAGAUAAGAACAAUGGCGAAUCCUUUGAUCUGGCUCGCGCUCUUCUGCGCCUCCCUGUCGUCGUUCGCCACCUCCGCGGCCGGCCUCCGCCUCGAGCUCACCCACGUCGAUGCCAAGGACAACUGCACCGCCGAGGAGCGCCUGCGCCGCGCCACCGAGCGCACCCACCGCCGCCUGGCGUCCAUGGGCGGUGUCGGCGUGGCCGCGCCCGUCCGCUGGUCGGAGACGCAGUACGUCGCCGAGUACCUCAUCGGCGACCCGCCGCAGCGCGCCGAGGCCAUCGUAGACACCGGCAGCGACCUCGUCUGGACGCAGUGCUCCGCCUGCCGUGCGGCCGGCUGCUUCGCCCAGAACCUCCCCUACUACGACCCGUCCCGGUCGCGCACGGCCCAGCCCGCGGCCUGCGGCGACGCGGCGUGCGCCCUCGGCUCCGUGAUCACCCAGUGCACGCGCGCCGGCGAGGCGUGCGCCGUAGCCGUCCGCUACGGCGCCGGCGACAUCGUCGGGUUCCUACGCACCGAGACGUUCGCGUUCGGGUCGGAGGAGGUAAGCCUCGCGUUCGGGUGCGUCGUCGCGACCGAGCUCUCGCCGGGGUCCCUCGACGGCGCGUCCGGGAUCAUCGGGCUCGGCAGGGGCGCGCUGUCGCUCGUCUCCCAGCUCGGCGACACCAGGUUCUCCUACUGCCUCACGCCCUACCUGCGCGACGCCGCCAAGCCGAGCCACCUGUUCGUCGGCGCCUCCGCCGACCUGAGCGGCGGCGCGCCGGUGACGUCCGUGCCGUUCGCCAGGAACCCGAACGAAUACCCCUUCAGCACGUUCUACUACCUGCCCCUGGUCGGGAUGAGCGUGGGCACCGCCAGGCUCGCCAUCGCCGCCGCAGCGUUCGAGCUCCGGCGGGUCGCGGCGGGAGUGUGGGCCGGCGGCUCGUUCAUCGACUCCGGCAGCCCGUUCACGACCCUCGUCGACGCGGCAUACCAAGCGCUGAGGGCGGAGCUGGUGCGCCAGCUGGGCGCCAGCCUCGUGCAGCCGCGGACCGGAGGGCUGGACCUGUGCGUCGCACGGGGAGACGCCGGCAGGGUGGUGCCGCCGCUGGUGCUGCACUUCGGCGGCGGCGGCGGCGGCGGCGACGUGGUGGUGCCGCCGGAGAACUACUGGGGGCCCGUGGACGGGGCCACGGAGUGCAUGCUGGUGUUCAACUCCGCGGCGGGGCCGGACUCGACGCUGCCGUUGAACGAGACGACCAUCAUCGGCAACUACAUGCAGCAGGACGUGCACCUGCUGUACGACCUUGACAAUGGCGUGCUCUCCUUCCAGACGGCGGACUGCAGCUCCAUGUGAUUCGUGCAUUGUGCACGAACGUACUCCGCGUACUCCUGAAGUAUGUUCUUUAACUUAAAAAUAAUAUUUAACUAAUAAUAUACGUAUUAUAAAUUUAACUAAUAAUAUACAUAUUAUACUCCGUGUAUUAUACGUCGUUUGACUUUCUCUCAAAUUAACUUUAACUAAUAAUAUUUAUUUAACGAAUUAGUCAAAUAACUUAAAAAUGAGUACCACUGCACUACGCCUAUCAUCAGAAGUAUCUUACAUUUAACUUGUAAAGUUAUCUGUGAAUAAGUAUUGUUAGAUAAGACAAACACUCAAAUGAAAAAGAAUCAAUGGUAUCGUAUAUUUUAAAAUGGAGGCAGUCCGUAUUUAUGUGUGUCCAUGUAUGUCAUAUGUGUGUGAUGUUAUACU
Setaria italica (foxtail millet) is the source of this 1767-nucleotide messenger RNA. Its product is annotated as aspartic proteinase nepenthesin-1. The transcript has a single exon. The record is from RefSeq and is a predicted model, not a curated record. The coding region runs from base 46 to 1371 and encodes 441 amino acids. NCBI's taxonomy places the organism in Eukaryota, Viridiplantae, Streptophyta, Magnoliopsida, Poales, Poaceae. Gene Ontology annotation, cellular component: extracellular region.